AUGUCUGUGAUUAGAAAUCUUGCACUGGAAUCAGAUGCCAAAAGGCUACAAAAGAUCGAGCAGGAGAUCAGAGAUUUCGUAAACCAGAAGUCAAAAACGCCCAUAAAAUCGAACCCUAGAUCUUGCGGUCACUGGUACGUUCGUUAUAGAGUCUGCAUCGUCUGCAAAUCGAAAGUAGACAAACGUGAAGGCCGAGCAUUCGACUAUCUUGUCCAAGGUCUACAGCUAAGCCACGAAGCCGUGACGUUGACGAAACGCUUUACAACACAAUACUAUUCUCUCAAAGAAAAGAAGCUUCACCUUGUCCUUGACUUGGACAACACGCUUCUCCAUGUCAUGAACGUUUCACGUCUCUCCAAAGCAGAGAAGUAUCUUAUCAAAGAAGCUAGUUCAACUUCACCAUUAAGGGAUGAUCUAUGGAAGAUAGAGGUCGGAAAAUAUUCUACAGAAUACUUGACAAAGCUAAGGCCUUUUGUUCGUGACUUCUUGGAAGAAGCCAACGAGAUGUUCACAGUGUCUGUCUACACGAUGGGUUCUAGAGAUUACGCUAAAGCUCUUUUGGAGCUGAUUGAUCCGGAGGAAGUUUACUUUGAAGGUAGAGUGAUAACAGGAGACGAUAGUCCGUAUGUGAAGACGCUUGAUUUGGUUUUGGCUGAGGAACGUGGAGUGGUGAUUGUGGAUGAUACGCGUAGUGUUUGGACACAUCACAAGAGUAACCUUGUGGAGAUUAGUAAGUACUACUAUUUCAGAGACAAUGCCCAACAAGAGUCUUCGUCAAAGCCUUACUCGGAGGAGAAGAGUGACGAGAGUGAAGGAGACGGUGGAUUGGCUAAUGUUCUGAAACUGCUCAAGGAAGUUCACUGUGGGUUCUUCAGAGUCAAGAAAGAUCAGUUACUGUCGCAGGACGUGAGGUUGCUGCUAAAAGAUAUAGACGUGAAACUUCUCUAA
Molecule: messenger RNA, 948 nt
Organism: Microthlaspi erraticum
Lineage: Eukaryota; Viridiplantae; Streptophyta; Magnoliopsida; Brassicales; Brassicaceae
Source: the annotation of a GenBank genome assembly